AUGAAAGUCACAACAACUACGUCUAACGUUCUGAAGAGCGAAUCCCCCAGACAAGAACAAAAAUCGGAUCCUGGGAGCUUAGUAAAAACAUAUGAUAUAGAUGAAUAUAUGAGGAGUUUGUCUUUUCUUGAUGAAGGAAGUAAUGAUUGGGUUGAUGAAGGAGGAGUCUCCAAUCUGCAAUUAGACCCUGAAUUUAAAGAUAUGCUCAAAGAAAAGUUCUGGAGAACUUGGUAUCAUCUCAAACACGUUCAAGCAGGUCCAUUCGCUGUAUACAACAACCCAACUCCAAUAGAUGUUAACGGGUUAUUCCCAGCCCAAGCGGGUGAUGCUGUGGUCCAACAAAAUGUCCAACCUCAAGCGGGGGUUAUUUCACCUGGAGCCAUGGGAACUGAAGGAGCAUUGAUAGCAGCGGGAGCUAUGGCACCAGGUAGUUAUUUACCCAAUCAGGUCCAAAUGGUCCCAGGUGCAGGACCUGUAACAGUAACUCCUCAAGUAGCUCCUGCACCAGUAGGAGACAAAACCAACCAUGUUGACGAAUUGAACAACUCGUUGAAUACUAAAGCUAUACCAACUGACUUAUCAGUUGGUACAUCCCCAAGUUCUGAUCCUAAUACUCCACCACUGGCAAAUGUUCCAGUUGUAAAUGUAAUAGGAGGAAAGACUAUAAGUGCGCCUGGAGUGAUUCCAAGUGAAGUAAUGGAAAGACACCCUUUAUUCGACAGUGUAAAUCUUGCUCCAAACGACUACUUCAGGAUCAAUGUCGAAAACGUUGGAAGAAGUAUAAUUGUCAUUUCAAUUGUUUUGUUUCUAAUCUUGAUACUUGUAUAUAGAAUUAAAACGAAAAAAAAGACGAAAAAGAAGAGAUGA
Molecule: messenger RNA, 867 nt
Organism: Theileria annulata
Lineage: Eukaryota; Apicomplexa; Aconoidasida; Piroplasmida; Theileriidae
Exons: 1
Coding region: 1-867 (288 amino acids)
Source: RefSeq, a predicted model, not a curated record